CAAUCAUAUUAAUGGUCUCGAAAGGCACCUUGGUAGGCAGUGUUAUGUGGCACCUUGGGCACUGUCGCCUUGGGUUGGUUGUGUCAAUUGUUAAACAUGACUGCAUCAAGGGUGUGACUGGAAGCUGAUAUGCUGAAGAGAGCUGCAAUUUGAACCACUAGCAUUCUGCAACAAGUGAAAGACCUUCAUAAUGUCCUGGUUAAGUGGAUUGGCAUCAAAGACAGAAAGUCUUCUGAACUCCUUGGAUCAGGGGGCAGCAGUUGCCCUGCAGAAACAGAAAACCAACUACAAUGGUGUAAAUUCAAAGCAAUCAUAUCGCUUUGAUGCUGAGAGAGCUUCCCCAAUGCCAGUGGCGCCUGUUGCUAGGCCUUCACCGUCUGGCCCUCCGCGCACCCCCUCGCACGGCAGCGGGCUGGGCACGCCGCCCGCCCGCCGGCCGGCCCGCCUCGACCAGGACGAACAGCUGAUCGCCUUCCUCAACGACUCCACGCCCGUGAAGCCGCGGCGGCGGCGGCGCCCUGUGACCUGGACGCUGCCUCUGACGGCCGGCCGUCUGCCGCAGUCGUCCAGCCACUCGCGCCAGUCUAGCGUGUCGUCGGUGGUGUCCGUCGGCAACUUCCUCUCGGUGGCGUCCGGUCUGGAGCCAGGUACGGAUGACGGCCUGACUAGGGCCGACUACGGGCGCGUGGAGAACGGCGCCCACCCGGAGCCGGACCAGGUGCGCAUGCUGCAGAAGGAGAUCGCCAACCUGAACCGCGAGAUGGCGCAGCUGGUGCAGCGCGCCAAGCUCGGCGAGAAAGACUGCACCAAGCUGAAGUACCAGCUGACGACGAGCGGCAGUCAGCUGGCUGAGACCGAGCGGCAGUGCCGUCACCUGCAGCAGCGCGAGGCCGAUCUGCAGGAGUCGCUGACCGCCAAGUCAUCGAGCGACACGUCUGGCCUGCAGUCAGGCACCAUCCAAGGCCUGCAGGACCGGCUGCAGGAGGCCGAGACCCGCACCCGGCAAGAGCAGCAGGCGCUGGCCACAGCCCAGCAGGAGCACGAGCGCGCAGGUUCGGUCGGAGGUGAUACCAGCAGAGGCGUCACCUGCCAUGCCGCCGCCGAGCUGGCCGAGUACAAACUGAAAGCGCAGCGGAUCCUGCAGUCCAAGGACCAGCUGAUCGCCGGGCUGAAGGACGGUAGCCGGGGCGGCGACGGCGGCGACCUGCUGAACGCCGAGCUCGAGCAGGUGCGCUCCGAGCGGGAGCUGGCGCAGACCGAAGUGCAGAAGCUGGCCGCUAGAGUGCAGCAGCUGCGAGACGAGCUGCACCAGACGGAGGCGGCGGCGGCUGACGAGGCGCAGGCGGCGGCGGACGCGCUGCGCGAGGCGGAGACGCGCGAGACAGCCGACCGCCGCCUGCGUCAGGAGCUGGAGCAGGAGUUGGAGCAGGCUGGCCAGGAGAUGCGCUUUCUACGUGAGGAGAUGACGCGUCAGAAGACGCAGGCGCUCACCAGGCUUCAGGAGCGGGACGACGAGAUUGAGAAGCUGCGUCGUCAGAUCACUUCCAAGCACGUGGCCAGCAGCACAGAGGUGGAGCUGGAGACGCGUCUCCGGUCGCUCACGGAGAACCUGAUCCAGAAGCAGACCAACAUCGAGUCACUGAGCACGCAAAACAAGUCGCUUGCUGUGCAGCUGGAACGCGCCCAGGUACAGAUUGAGCAGCUGGAGGGGUGUGCGCCGCGGCCGGAGCGCGCGCCGACGCCCUGGGACGGCAGCGUGGCGCGACGCGUCAAGCGAGCCUACUCGACGCUGGACGCCUGCUCCGUCCGCAUGGGCGUCUUCCUCAAGCGGUACCCGAUCGCGCGCAUCUUUGUGCUUGGAUACAUGUGUCUUCUGCACCUCUGGGUCAUGAUCGUGCUCUUCACCUACACGCCCGAGAUCCACGGCGACGACUUCCACCGGCCGUCCAGCCACCCACUGCCGUGAGCGGCUCCAGCGCCGGUUAUGGACAGCUAGUGUCGCCGCCGCCCUCGGGCCGCCUGUGCUCAGUCCGAUGACUCUUCUUGUGUGCAUGGUGGGAGCUGGUGUAGGUGACCUUGUUAUGUAGAUUGUAGAUUGUUUUUAGCGCGGAGAUAACUUCACAGUUUUCGGUACUAUCUCGUGAUAUUUUGCAUAGGGUAUGGCAGCGACUAUUUUUGCGGUCUUGCACGAAACGUCUGGUGCAGAGUUCGGAAGAUUGUGCGCGUUGGACAUCGUGCGAGCCGGUUGGCUGCUGAAACAGCUGUAGCUAGUUGACAUCGCGUUCAGUUGGUACCCAGGGUCAGCUGCACCCGCGGGGUUAAGUCGUCGAGGUCAGGGGAUCUCCAACUCCCUGCUGGCCCGGCGCCCAACCGGUUGCAGGGUUUCCAGAUCUGCAUAUUAACGGGCGCCUCCAGGACGUUGGACUCGCGGCGCACCCUGACCGGUUUGAGUCAGCUGACGCGACGCUAGAGGCCUGUCCAGCUGGCCGCCUGUCCGUGGCCGCCUGCCUGUCCCGGCGCCGGUGCCCCGGCCCAGCGGUGCCGACCCAGUCCCGCCGGAGGGCUGGGGCUCGCUCACACUGGGCGCAUGUGCUGGGUCGGUAAAUGCCUGUCUGUAAAGAACAUGUCUGGAAACACACCGAUUCUGACACAUCGUUCCCCGGCUGCGUACAGAAUGUGCCGCCGUAUGUGACUUGCCGAUGUGCCAACUCACGUGACGCGACCCGAGUCGUGACCGGGCAUGGCGUCCUUGCCGCUGAGCGGCGCAGCGUCACAUGUGACGAGCUUUCCACCGCUCCCAACCUGCACUCGCGAGCGCCGAUCGCGUGACUCCCACCGCCCGUCGACGCCGGAAAAGCCGGCUCCUGCGCCCAACACUGUAUGCAGUGUUAGGUUCGUUGUGUGGUGUGUUGAGAGGGGAGGGCUGACGCGAGUAGAAUCAAUCCUUUGUGUUUAUUUUAAUUGGCCACAAGUGUUAUUUAUAGCCAGCCACGUGGGUGAGCCGUGGGCCGCUCACGUGUGCCCCUGUGCCUGUUCACGGAUCGCGACCAGCCAUCUUGCGCUCGCGCUCUCUGAAGUCGUGCGGUAUGUGGGCGUCGUGAACUGCUGCUGAAUAAACCGGGGGCGCGUUCUGUAGUGGCGGGUAUAACGCCCCCGC
Messenger RNA from Pollicipes pollicipes, 3157 nucleotides. RefSeq names its product golgin subfamily A member 5. Gene Ontology annotation, cellular component: Golgi membrane; Golgi cisterna. The coding region runs from base 191 to 1966 and encodes 591 amino acids. The record is from RefSeq and is a predicted model, not a curated record. Lineage: Eukaryota; Metazoa; Arthropoda; Thecostraca; Pollicipedomorpha; Pollicipedidae. The transcript is spliced from 15 exons. Gene Ontology annotation, biological process: Golgi organization; retrograde transport, vesicle recycling within Golgi.